Ectocarpus sp. CCAP 1310/34 is the source of this 1740-nucleotide messenger RNA. The record is from the annotation of a GenBank genome assembly. NCBI's taxonomy places the organism in Eukaryota, Phaeophyceae, Ectocarpales, Ectocarpaceae.
GCUUUCACUACCAAAAAAUCCUCAUCAUGCCUACCCUCCGCGAAUUCGACGCCGCGUGCACGAUGGUGGAGGCCAUCUCUUGCGCACACACCGGGCUGGUAGCUCGCAUGCUCGAGGCCGGAGUAGAUCCGAACAUCCCGUCCGACGGGCGAGGAGGCAAGGCCCCCGUUUACCUGCUGGGGCUGUCCUGCUUUCUCGGCCGUCCGGAAAUGGUCCGCCUCCUGCUAAAGCACGGCGCCAGCGUGGACAAGUGCAUGCGGGGAGGGGAGACUCCGCUCCAGACCGCCAUCGGCGAAGGUGAACGUGGCAUCGUCGCACAGCUCGUGGACGCUGGUGCCGAUGUGAACUUGAAGACAGGAGGGUCGGGACGCACCGCUCUCCACAAAGCCGCCUGCCAAGGCGAUGUGCAGAUCAUACAGAAGGUCAUCGAAGGAGGAGCGAGGCUCGACGCCCUCGACGCCGAGGAGUACAUGCCGAUACACCUCGCCGCGGACGAGGGGAAUCUGCCCGCGCUCAAGGAGCUCGUCAGGGCCGGCUCUGAUCCGGAGUGGCUUAGUGGAGCCCUGCAGCCCCCGCUCGCAAACGCCUGCAUGAGCGGCCGCACGAAGUAAGUUUGGAGUACAUCGUUUUCGUUGCACAGAAAUUGCUAAGUUUUCGAUAGGGUACUUACUGGAAGUGUCACGUAACUCUCUGAAUUCAUUCUGUAGGGUACUGGAAGUGAUCUCAUCUGUAACAUUAUGUAGAGUAUAUGCCCGGAAAAUACCCGCGGCACACUUCCUAUGGGUACCCUACAGAACAUGCCGUUGACAAUAUACUUGAUGCAAUCAAAGCAAGGUUGCCCCGUGCGAGAGAUAACCUCAUUCCCCCGGUUGCAGUUUUAGACGUCCUCCUCCCCAAAACCAAAAACUUGACAAUCAUGUAACCGUUGCAACACAUUUGAACAUUUAAUAACACUUGCACAAAACACCUGGUAUGUGGUGUUGGCUGUUUGGGCGCUUUCACGUGAGGGUUGCGUGCUUGUUGGUGUGACUACUGCUGCUGUGCGCGUGGCACGGAACCGACUUGGAUCACCAACCCGCCAGAACGAAUUUCCUUCCACGAUCAACAGGCAGCAGUAGUGUGUGCCUGCCUCUCGCUUGACAGCCUCCGGAGCGACGUAGGUACGUGAACAACCAUAACCUAGCGAAGAGAUUGUACCGCGUUUGUAGGGAGAACGUGCAUGCCCAAUCGCUCACUCCCCAACUUUCUGCUUCCUGCGUCCAAUGGCUACAGAUCGUUCGACCUUCGGAAAGGUAGCUUUCCAGGGUGAUUUUGGUGCACAAUCACAUCGGCGGAAAUGCUGUUAUUUCCAAGCAGGGUAGUACCAUCAAAAUAUGCGUCGUGCGAGAAGUGUUUUCGUUUUAUGACACCAUGUCUACCACGUUGCCAUGGAGAGCGCAUUGUUCCCUCCAGUCCCGUGUUUUGAACGACUGUCGGGUUAUGGUGCGUGUCUCGCUCUCUCACUCCCGGUUAUUGUUGACGUCAUGUGGGGGGCCUAUCUGGUGGCGGUUCAAUAGUGCGGCCGCCCGGUAUUCGGCGGGCACAGACGGGAUGAGAAAGUAUUAAUGUGCUUCCAAAUAGUGCCGGUGAAUUUUCUGGGCACAUACCGGCACUAGGCACAGGAACCGCUACUGCUGUACCGCUUUUUUUUUUGUCGUUUUUGCGGGGCGAACCGAGUUUUCAGGGUCGCCAAGUACCUGC